ACGAUCUGUCAUAACUGCGCUGCCAGAGAUAUGUCAUUUUAUUUUAGUGAAGUGACUAAUGAAAAUUUUUUAUUUUAUUCCCGCACUUCUAAUAUCCUUCUUGUGAAGAUAAAAUGGAGUGUAUCUAUAUUAAAGCAAGUGAUGAACGUGAAGAAGGAGAAAUUGUCGACGAUGAUCUGGAAGAAAUUUCAGACGACUCCAUUGUACCUUCUCCAAAAACGGGUAAGUUGAAUUCACCUGAAGAAAACUUACGUGCAAUUUCUUUAAGCAGUGUGAGCGACUUGGAAGUUAUGGACUCCUGUUCAUCAGUACAUCAUUCGGAUCGAAGAAAACAUCGAAGGAGGGAAGGUAGAAAGAGAAAAAAACCGCUCAGACAUAUUCAUAGAAGAUCUUCGGGCAGUACUUCUGAGGAUGAAGAAAUGGUAAAAACAAAAAAGCUUCUGAGGGAAGCUAUGAGUAGAGAUCAAGAAGAAAUACAUAAUAAUAGCCUUCGAACAAGAUUAAAAAAGAUGGCUCAAAAUUCUUCACAACCAGAAGAACAUGAAAUUAAUUGUCUUGACUGUGAUAACCUCCAAAAUAAUUUCACAUCUUCUGAAACUGUUACAAUAACAAAUAAAGUAGAGAAUGAAGAAGCUAACAGAGAAUCAGCUGAAGCACAUGAAACAUGUAAUAAACGUUUGGGUGCAGAUGGGGAUGAUGAAUUGAUACAAUUGAGACUAGAAGCAUUGAAGACUGCUGUCAUCAAUAAAUUUCAACGAAAGAAGAGGAAAGUGAAACCAGAAAAUCAGGAGGAAUCUAAAACAUUAGAAGUGAAUAAGGAAAAUUCAUCUGUUGAAGUUAAUACACAAAAUGGUGCCUCGGAUAAUGUGCAGGAUAUUUCUGACAGAAUUUUACCUGCUGCUAAUAAUAGUUCUCCUAAUAGUGCCAUAAAUUCUGAGGAAGAGGUCGAUGAAGAUAUCCUACGGGCUGUGCUCUUAGCUUCAAUGGCAAAGAAAAUUACUAAUAAAGUCCCCUCACCUAGCUUAAAGAAAACAAAUCAGACAAAGAGUUCAAGUAUUCCCCACAAAAAACAAUUGGAAACUUCAAAAGUUGGUACUAAAUCAAUUAUUGAUCCUCCUAAAAUACAACCUAUUAUUAUUAGUAUAAACAACCCAGAUUCUGAGUCAGAAGAUGAAUUUCAUGAUCAAGUUUGUGCUGAAAAUGAUAAAAAUGACAACAUAUUAGACAAUAAGCAAUUGGAACUGAAAAUUGAUAAUUUUCUCAAACAACAAAGAGCAGAAGUUGAAGCUAAAGCCAACUCGAACAGUAUCCCAAAAACUUCUAUCAAUAUCAGUCCACAAACAAGAAAAGUUGUUAAGAUAAAUAGCCUAUAUAAGUUUCUCCCUCAGAAUAAACAGUUGGAGUAUGAAGAGUUGAUACAGAAACUUAAAAGUGCAGAGAAAAAACGAAAAGUGAAAAGGUUAUCAGGUCGAAUAUCUGAAAAUAAAAUACAAAAAAACAAAUCUUCCUUGAGAACUACUGAAAAUAAUUCUUCCACAAGUAGAUCUAAUCCAUCAGGCUCUCAACAAAAGCAAUUGAGACAUGUGCAGCAUCAAUUAAAUGGAAGAUUACAGGAUAAAGGCAAAUAUCACGAACUUUCUCCAUUGUUGAAAAAGUUGGAGGAAGUGAAUGUAGAACAGAAGAAGCACGAGACCCUCAUCAGUCAACUUCUAAAACAACUCAAGGAGGCCAAGACCAACAGCUCCAAAUUACAAAAACUCUUCAACGAACUGAUGCAGGAUUUUUUGAAAAAGAAGGAGGAAAUUGAUAGAAAAACCAAAGUGGCUCCUGUCCCUAAGCAAGUUGUGAAACCAACUCCGAAACUUCCAGUUGCACCGCCAAAAACUAAUAUUGAUGUACAAACACCUACUGAGCCACUUCCAAUCAAAAAGCAAAUUACAAAUGCUCAUAACUCUGUUCAUUGUAAGGUUAUUCUGGAAAACUGCCCUAUAAAUUUAGAGGAUCCGAACGAUAUUGAAUUUAAGACAUUUACCAAGGUGGAAAAUAGUGAAGUCCCAAAAUAUUCCUCACCUUUAGAUUAUAUGGAAAGUAAGAAUCACAAAAUACUCAAUCCAAUGGAAAUACUUUGCCCUUUCGAGAUGGAUGGUUUGUGCCGAGAUAAAGACUGUAUUUAUAACCAUUGCAAUUAGGGUUUAUCUCAAAAAAUUUCAAGGUGAUUCUUUUAGUAACUUUUUUUUCGAACAGAUCUUUCAAGCUUUGUUUUUCAAAGGAAUAAAUUCUAUAAUGAACACCAAAUGUAGAUGUCAAAUAACCACAUAAAUUAAUGAUGAAAAAAUUUAAUAAAAAUGAUCCAUCAUUGAUUUAGAGGAAAAUUUAUGUUUUCUUUCAUGAUCCAUUGAUCCAUUGAGAACAUACUAUGAUAGUAUGAAAAUUAUCAUCAUAUUGAUGUGCAUUUGUUUUCAUAUUGGAGCAUGUCAAACUCGGUAUGUAGCAAUAUUCAUUAUUGGAGUCGAUAUCUGAGUUGUAAUAGUGGUCAUCCGAAUUUAUGUGGUUUGGGUAUAAAAACAGUACAAAAAAUAUGCCAUUUAGUUUAUGUUUACUCAAGUUUAACGAAGUAAAGUUUGUAUAUUUUUGUAUUUUUAUUGAGUUUUCCAAUAUAAUAUUAUUACUAA
Molecule: messenger RNA, 2672 nt
Organism: Coccinella septempunctata (seven-spotted ladybird)
Lineage: Eukaryota; Metazoa; Arthropoda; Insecta; Coleoptera; Coccinellidae
Exons: 4
Coding region: 114-2189 (691 amino acids)
Source: RefSeq, a predicted model, not a curated record